Knipowitschia caucasica is the source of this 549-nucleotide messenger RNA. The record is from the annotation of a GenBank genome assembly. Lineage: Eukaryota; Metazoa; Chordata; Actinopteri; Gobiiformes; Gobiidae.
AUGACCGUUUCUCUGCACAAGUUUUCUCCUGGAUUCUUCCCAGGGACCGGAGAUGUGAGUGACACCGGUUUGGGGAAAGGCCGGUGGUACGCAGUGAAUGUGCCCAUGGAGGACGGCAUCCAGGACGACCGCUACUACCAGGUCUUCACCAGCGUCCUCCAGGAGGUGUUCUCCACAUUUAACCCGGAGGCGGUGGUGAUGCAGCUGGGGGCCGACACUAUGGCCGGAGACCCCAUGUGCUGCUUCAACAUGACCCCAGUGGGAGUGUCCCGCUGUCUGCUGUAUGUGCUCCAGAGGAAACUGCCCACGCUGCUGCUGGGAGGAGGAGGUUAUAAUCUCGCCAACACCGCGCGCUGUUGGACAUUUCUCACUGCGGCAGUUUUGGGGAAAACUCUUUCAUCGGAGAUCCCUGACCACGAGUUCUUCACAGAGUAUGGCCCGGAUUACUCCCUGGAGAUCAGCCCGAGUUGUCGACCCGAUCGGAACGAUUCCAAACAUCUGGAGAACGUCCUGUCCACCAUCAAAGGGAAUCUGAAGAAUGUGGUUUAG